AUGGAGUGGUCUAAGGACAAGACUUUGAAACUGAUCGAGCUACUGCAGUUGAACGCUAAUUUAUGGAAUACGUCGCUUUGUGACACUCGCAGAGAUAAACAAAAACGUAAGGAAGAACUCCGCGGAAUAUCCGAAAUAUUAGGAAUAUCUAUUUCUGACGCGACAAAAAAAAUACAACAUCUUCGUACACAGUAUAAUAGGGAGUCGGCGCGGGAAUCUCGAGCAAAUUCUGAGGGGCCUAACGAAAGAUAUUUUAGCAAUUGGUAUGCUUAUGAAUAUUUACACUUUAUGAAACACUCUAAUAAACCGUAUAGAGUUUUACAGUCGGAAGGAACCACAGAUAUUAAUGAUACUCUACAAUCACAAACUGAAAGUUCUCCAAAUGAUUGCAAGCUUGACAAUCUGUCCUUGCCAUCUAAAAUACCCCGUACAGAACUAGUCCAUUCAUUUAAACCUGAAAUAGUUUAUCCAUCAAAUAACCUAAACAGGGAUGAAUUUUCAGUAUUUGGUGAAUAUAUAGCUAAUGAAUUAAGAUCGUUAAAAGGUGAAAAAAAUCUACUGGUAGCCAAGAAGAAAAUUCAAGAUGUCAUAUUUGAAGUGAAAAUGGGUAUGAUAAGUGAGCCAAGAGUAGAACAAGGAGCAACAUGUACUGUUUAUACACCGAGUACCCAAACUCAUUCUGCAAUUCACAAUGGAAAAAUAUAUUCCACUCCAGUAAUGAGUACUAUAGCUAGCAUAGAACCAUUGUCAUCAACAACACAUACUCCGAGGACAACUGGGAUUAGUGAGAUAAUCAUCAAUGGGGCCUGCCAUUAUUCUACCUUUAAAGUUGACGAACAA
This is a messenger RNA of Brenthis ino (lesser marbled fritillary), 840 nucleotides long. The record is from the annotation of a GenBank genome assembly. NCBI's taxonomy places the organism in Eukaryota, Metazoa, Arthropoda, Insecta, Lepidoptera, Nymphalidae.